This is a messenger RNA of Mucor mucedo, 951 nucleotides long. Its product is annotated as polyubiquitin. Gene Ontology annotation, molecular function: protein tag activity; ubiquitin protein ligase binding. Gene Ontology annotation, biological process: modification-dependent protein catabolic process; protein ubiquitination. The record is from RefSeq and is a predicted model, not a curated record. NCBI's taxonomy places the organism in Eukaryota, Fungi, Mucoromycota, Mucoromycetes, Mucorales, Mucoraceae. The coding region runs from base 1 to 951 and encodes 316 amino acids. Gene Ontology annotation, cellular component: nucleus; cytoplasm. The transcript has a single exon.
AUGCAAAUUUUUGUAAAAGAUUUCGACGGACCUUCCACUGUUUUAGAAGUUUCAUCCGAAACCACUGUCAAACAGGUAAAGGAUAUGAUUAAGGUUAAAAAAGGUGUACCAAAGUCGUAUCAAUCAUUACGAUUCGGAGGGGAAACCCUUAAUGAUAAAAGCCGUCUUGGUGAUCAUAAUGUCAAACCUGACAGCUUCUUUCACUUGACGUAUAACCUUCCUGGUGGUAUGCAAAUUUUUGUCAAGACUUUAACAGGAAAAUGCUACGCCUUAGAAGUUGAGUCAUCCGACUCUAUUCGUGCAAUCAAGGCAAAGAUCCAUGCUAAAGAGGGUAUCCCCUCAGACCAGCAACGACUCAUCUUUGGAGGUAAACAACUCGAUGAUAGUUACACUCUUCGUGAUUAUAACAUCAAGAGUGACUCUGCUAUACAUUUGGUUUUACGACUUCGUGGUGGUGCUACCAUUUACGCUAUCACGACAUACAACAAUACUAAGAUCCCCAUUGAAAUCAACCCUGAUUCAAGUACCGUUGAUGAUAUUAAGUACCAAGUUUAUAUGUCAGAAGGAAUUCGUAUGGACUGCCAGCGUUAUAUUUAUGGUGGAAAAGAGCUUAAAGAAGGUGUCAAGCUUUCUGACUAUAAUAUUCGUGGUAAUUCCUUUAUUCAUGUUAUUUUCCGUCUCGUAGGAGGGGUUUAUCACAGAACAUUGAAGUUGACCAAUUGGACUCAAACGAAACAUUUACUUCUAAAAAUUAAUCAGCCAAAUCGCUAUACUAUCAAGGAUUUGAAAAUUAAGAUUGAGUGUGUGCAUGGUAUUCCCGAAGAUGAACAAAGACUGUAUUACAACGGAAGAAAACUUAUGGAUGGCAAAAUGUUGACCAGCUACCGUAUCGAAAGAAACUCAGCUAUUACAAUGGUGACUUCGGAUACUUUUAAUGACGAGGUUAUGUAA